Molecule: messenger RNA, 1392 nt
Organism: Kuraishia capsulata CBS 1993
Lineage: Eukaryota; Fungi; Ascomycota; Pichiomycetes; Pichiales; Pichiaceae
Exons: 1
Coding region: 1-1392 (463 amino acids)
Source: RefSeq, a predicted model, not a curated record
AUGCGUAGAUUCACGGGAUGUGUGAUACACAUGCUGCUAAUGUGCAUACUCGUCAGUGCUACUCGUCAUGGGGUUGCUCUAUCGCGAAAUAGAACGAAGAUGAUAAGUUUUGAGAUUUCAAGCUUGGACUUUCCUUACCUUUUUCUUUCAAAGCAAGUUCAGCAAGUGGUUGAGCUCAAAGUUGGUAAGGUGGAUUACAUUGAGGAGGAAGCAGAUGGCCAUGAGAUACCUUGGGACAUUGAUAUCUUGAUUCUCUCAGCACAGGAUUAUAAGAUUGUCAAACUCGACAAAGAGAUAAAGUUGUUCGUUUCGCUAGCAUCUGACGAGAAAUUACAACAUUUGUCUCUCACUGACCCUAUUACGCCUCCUGAUUUUGAUACCGAACAAUACGAUUUGGAUAAAAUACUUUCCAAAAAUCUGAAUCAUUCUUUGAUUUCGUCGUUCACACUUUCUCCCAAAAACGUCAUUGGUAAGCAUCCUCUUGAAACCCCGGGAAACUACUGCAUCGUAGCGUUCCUCAAUCAUCCGAAAGAGAAUGCGUUUGUCGAAGUCGAAAUCACAUUUCGGGAAUCUCAUGGUGAACUGAGCAGAAAAGAUUACAAGUUUAUGCACAAUUGUCUCGCAAUUAGCUUCAUAUACGUCAUCGGUUCUUUCUUGUACAGUCAUUAUGCCCUUUUCAAGAACAGGGAUUCCAGCAUCGACUUACAGACUAUUGGUCAUCCAAAACGCACACUUGCGAAUCGAGAAAUUCAAGUCCGGAUCCUGACGUACAUCUUUCAAAACUUUUUGUAUUACUUUCUAUUAGCUGCCAUUCUUUACCAGUUGAACAUGGAUGAUCCCAACAAUACGAGUAUCACUGGACUUGGUUUUCACCUUCUUUUGAAAGGUCUCUACUAUAACGGGUACUUCUACAAUGUUUUGCUGAUGUUUUCGGGUUAUUGUUUCACUUCAACUUCAAAAAAGCAGCGAUUUCUUUGGUUUAUCAGGUGGGUGACCAUCUUUAGUAUUAUCACACACUUAUUGAUAGCUGUGGACUAUGGGUAUCUUGAUUAUGAGAAGCCGGCCAUCAUAUUAGUAAUGUUUUCACUCUCGCUGCUCCAAUAUCUGGUGUGUUUCAUCUUUUGUUCCUACUUCUCGGUCAAAACAUAUUUUGGAUUGCUUUUACAGGAAAGAACGUCAACUGCAAACAAAUUCCUGGCAACGGGAUUAAUGGUUCCAUUGCCAUUUGUGCUUCAAAUCGCUGGUAAUUACCUAUAUUAUUCAGAAUUGAGUUUUAAUCCUGAACAAGCCAGGUCUUUCAAAGACGUUGUCCAUUUAGCAUCUACUUUGCUAAUAGCUUUUAUGUGGAAGGACACUUUUCUUGAAUCGGAAAAGGUUUUGAAGACAGAAUGA